CGGCUUCGAAAACAAAAUUUGUGAUGACCAACUGAUUCGCAGAUGUUGCGAGCUCCAGUGUUCCUGGCGGUGUUGUCCGCGGCCCUAAUGGCCGCCGGCGGCACGCCUAACCUCUUCGGCGGCAUACGUACGCCCUUCGGCAUCGUGGGAACCCCGGCCGAUUGCAAGUUGGCCGCCACGGCCAGGAUGGACUCGUGCUUCGCGAAAGACCGAACCAUCCCGGUCCCCGUUGACCUGAAGGUUGCUGACGGUCCAGACGCAGCCGCAGAGCAAGGCGUGGCCGAGGGAGCAGCCGUCGAGUCGUUCUGCCCGCUACCGCCGGCGGUCGAACACCACGGCGACGAUGUCGUUGUUACCGGUAGCCCGCUCCCGCAGCUGACCGAGAGCGAAGAAGGAUGCCACGCCGGGGCUACGCCGUCCACCCGUUCGCUUGAUAGUCGUAUGUGUGAAGAACAUGGGGGGACCGUUUAUCGUUGUAGCUUCGACGACGAUGAGGAGGGGAUCGACACGUCGAGGUGCGCUAUACGCAGAGUUAACUGCCCCGACGUUAGCCCGUACGGCGUCAUGAACCCCAGUAGCACCGAGUCUCACGACGUGCUGCACAUAGCGGGGCAAUUUGCCGAGUUAUUCUGCAUGGCGGCCGCGCGACCAACCGUGUCCGGCCCGGACAGCGCUAACACGGCCGAGUACUUGAGCUGGUACGUGCCUAAGUUCUCCGACCGGGCUUUCGCCUUCUACAGGAAUGCGUCCGCUGCCGAAGGAUCGAACGCAGACUGCGAGGCCCUGUUCGUCAGCUACGCGAUAAAUGUGGAGCCGUCAGAGAUCUUCUCGUCGAGCACGUCUCGUCCAUAAUCACGUGCUCCAAUGUUCAGUCGCAAAGUGCAUACUUUCACUGAAAUUGAGGUCGUCGAUUGCUUAAAUGGACGUACGCGACCAACUGUUCAAAUAAAAGCCUUCUUGUAUGUC
Dermacentor andersoni is the source of this 966-nucleotide messenger RNA. RefSeq lists its product as uncharacterized. The record is from RefSeq and is a predicted model, not a curated record. NCBI's taxonomy places the organism in Eukaryota, Metazoa, Arthropoda, Arachnida, Ixodida, Ixodidae.